Phaeoacremonium minimum UCRPA7 is the source of this 804-nucleotide messenger RNA. Its product is annotated as putative short chain protein. Lineage: Eukaryota; Fungi; Ascomycota; Sordariomycetes; Togniniales; Togniniaceae. The record is from RefSeq and is a predicted model, not a curated record. The coding region runs from base 1 to 804 and encodes 267 amino acids. Gene Ontology annotation, molecular function: oxidoreductase activity, acting on NAD(P)H, oxygen as acceptor. Gene Ontology annotation, cellular component: intracellular anatomical structure. The transcript is spliced from 5 exons.
AUGACGUUAACCCUGACAUCCGGACAAGACCAACGUUUGAAGGACAAAGUGAUUGUUGUCUCCGGAGCUGGGCAGGGAUUAGGUCUGGUCCAGGCCGAAGCUCUUCUAGAAGCAGGCGCAAUAGUUCAUGCAGUGGACCGCAAACCUGAGCCAGAUCCGGACUUCACGCGCGUUGCAGAACGGGCCAAGAAUGAGCUCGGAACCAGCAUCACUUAUCAUCGCAUUGAUGUCCGAGAUGUCACUAGCUUGAAUGGCACUAUUGAGGGCAUUGCCAACGAGCACGGUCGGUUGGACGGACUUGUUGCUGCUGCCGGAAUCCAGCAAGAAACUCCGGCCCUAGACUAUACGCUCGAGGAUGUGGACAAGAUGAUGGGAGUUAACGUUGCGGGCUGCUUCAUGACUGCACAGGCCGUAGCACGGCAGAUGCGCCGUCUCGAGCAGCCUGGUAGCCUCGUUCUCAUUGCUAGCAUGAGCGGCACGAUCGCGAACCGCGGUUUGAUUUGCCCGGCAUAUAACGCGUCAAAGGCCGCGGUCAUCCAGCUGGCCCGCAACCUUGCAUCUGAAUGGGGUCAGUAUGGCAUCCGCGUCAACACCAUCUCGCCAGGCUACAUCGUCACGGCCAUGACUGCCGCUUUGUUCAAGACAUAUCCCGAGCGCCUGGAGAACUGGCCCAAGGACAAUAUGCUGAACAGACUCAGCAAACCUGAGGAAUAUCGCGGAGCUGCUGUGUUCCUCCUCAGUGACGCCAGUAGCUUUAUGACCGGGUCUGAUCUCAGAAUUGACGGUGGCCAUGCGGCGUGGUAA